AUGAGGCGGCCUGGUGCAGUACAUUCAGUUACCUGGAAACAUCACAAACGAGAGAUUCAGCUGGGUUCCAGAACUAAAUUUGUUUGUUUUCAUCUCCGGAUUCAUAAGUCCCACCGCGAGAUGAUUCGAGAUUUAAGAAGCUCGGUUAUUCUUCGCUUGCUCAUCGUCGGUUUAUCCAUCGCGACCAGGGACGUGGGAAAAGAUUAUCAACCAUAUUUUCAUAUGUGGUGGCUACGACAACCUGCAGAGUAUAGAAAUACUGUUCAUGAACUCGUCUGCGCUGGAAGGCUGCAAUUCGCUAACGGUGGAUGGACCAUGUCCGACGAAGCUACCGUAUACUAUGGGGAUGAUACUGAUCAGCUCACACGAGGACGUUAUUUAUUGCGCCAACUUUUUGGAAAGUGCGGUCUACCUCGCACAGCUUGGCAAAUCGAUACAUUUGGUCACGCGCGUGACCGAGCUGAUUUGAUGGCACAAGCUGGCUACGAUUCUCUCAUAUUCCAACGAGCACAUUUUCAGGAAAAGUUCCAAAGAGCACGAAAUAGAACGCUGCAGUUUCUGUGGGACACACGAGAACAAAUGGGGACAAAGGCGAGGCAAUUGUUCACUCAUAUCUUUUCAGGUACCUAUUGCUACCCACGAGACAUUAGUUUUGACGAUGGAAGCAUUUUCAUUUCAGAAGACGCUACUGAACUCGCCGUUUUUACAGAGAUUUUAGAGGAGAUGGAAGAAGCAUAUGAAACCAAUCAUCUUCUCCUGCCGAUGGGAUGUGAUUUCUCCUACAAAAAUGCCAACAUUACGUUUCGCAAUGUCGAUCGUUUGAUCCAACAAUUCAACGGACGAACUUUGGGUCCCAGACGAACUGGUUCUACUCCACACCAGCCUGUUACACGCUGGGAGGAAUACUAUAACGAUUCAGUUGAUGACAUCCUCAACAGUGUUAUUUCAGAACUUAUUGGGAACAGUGAAUACCGCUUUACCUACGUUGAGAUGACUUAUUUUCAUAUGUGGUGGCUACGGCAACCUGCAGAGUAUAGAAAUACUGUUCAUGAACUCGUCUGCGCUGGAAGGCUGCAAUUCGCUAACGGUGGAUGGACCAUGUCCGACGAAGCUACCGUAUACUAUGGGGAUGAUAUUGAUCAGCUCACACGAGGACGUUAUUUAUUGCGCCAACUUUUUGGAAAGUGCGGUCUACCUCGCACAGCUUGGCAAAUCGAUACAUUUGGUCACGCGCGUGACCGAGCUGAUUUGAUGGCACAAGCUGGCUACGAUUCUCUCAUAUUCCAACGAGCACAUUUUCAGGAAAAGUUCCAAAGAGCACGAAAUAGAACGCUGCAGUUUCUGUGGGACACACGAGAACAAAUGGGGACAAAGGCGAGGCAAUUGUUCACUCAUAUCUUUUCAGGUACCUAUUGCUACCCACGAGACAUUAGUUUUGACGAUGGAAGCAUUUUCAUUUCAGAAGACGCUACUGAACUCGCCGUUUUUACAGAGAUUUUAGAGGAGAUGGAAGAAGCAUAUGAAACCAAUCAUCUUCUCCUGCCGAUGGGAUGUGAUUUCUCCUACAAAAAUGCCAACAUUACGUUUCGCAAUGUCGAUCGUUUGAUCCAACAAUUCAACGGACGAACUUUGGGUCCGUACAAGCAGACGAACUGGUUCUACUCCACACCAGCCUGUUACACGCUGGCGGUGAACAGAGAGCUUGAAAAACUAGGACGGCUUAACCGUCGCUUCGACGACUUCUUUCCUUAUUCAGACCGUGAAUCAAACUAUUGGGUUGGCUUCUAUACAAGCAGACCUGCUCUCAAAGCUUACGUACGACAGAGUUCAGCACUUCUGACGGCAGUUGAGCAGUUAAACGUCCUCCUGCUUGACAAUGCAAAAUCAACUCCGAUUGACCAUCUCCGACAAGAACUUGGCGUACUUCAACAUCACGAUGCGAUCACGGGUACAGAGAAGCAAUAUGUGGCAAAUGAUUACAUUAGACGCCUGUAUGAUGCCUCACAAACUUGUCAGAAUAUAUUCUCAGAAGCACUGGGUCACCUUUCUGGUGGAACUCAACUUGCGGUAUUCUGCAAUUACCUAAAUUUGAGUGUGUGUCCCGAAACCGUGGUGGCUGAUUCACAAUACAGCUUCACGGUGACCCUGUACAAUCCUUUGGGAUGGAGUCUAGAGGACAUGCUGUGGGUUCGCAUCCCAGUUCAUGUGCCAGACAGCGGAACCCAGUUUGAAAUAGUCAACGUGGAAAAUCCUACGCAGUUUUCAUUCACCUAUCAACUACUCCCCGUUUUGGACCGAACAUGGUUAAUCCCGGAACGAGAACCCCUAGACGGAAAGGCAAAUAUGGAACUGAUCUUCAGUCCCGUUCAAGAUGGACACAGGCUAACAGCAUUGGGUUUUUCGACGUUUAACGUGACUGCCAGGAGAUCCAUGAAGGAAGGCUCAGGCUAUGCAUUCGGUGAGAAAAUAUUCGAUCGAAAGUCAAGUCAUAUGCAAUUUUUUCUGGGCCAUAAUGAACGAAAUAUCAUACUGUGGGUCAAGCACAUGACCAGUGGAAAACGGUUCAAAAUACUAAUCGAAAUGAUGUACUACGACAGUGAUACGGAAUACAAACCUUCUGGAGCUUACGUAUUUACCCCAAAAAGCCAAACAGAAGCUUUUCAUUUCGGGAUGCCGUUUGUAACAGUAACGCGUGGCUCAUGUGUUCAUGAGAUCACUGCACGCUAUGCAAGCUGGGCUACACUUGUUGCGAGGCAUUUUACCGACCAAAAAGUGGAAGUUGAGUGGACUGUGGGUCCAAUAUCGGAUCAAGGCAACACAGUCAGUCGGGAGGUGAUCGUUCGCUACACGGUAGAAGGGGUACCCGAGAUUUUUCCAAGCACUCCAGGUGAAUUCUUCACUGAUUCUGCUGGACGUCGUUUGAUUCGGCGAAUACGGAAGACAGAAUCUGACACCAAUAUGACCGACUCCAUCGCGGUCAACUACUACCCAGUUGUCAACCGCAUUCUGUUGAAAGGACGAAAACCACCAGUAACGCGGGGACAGGAAAGCCAUGAUAGAAUGGGUGAACAGAAGAAGGAUUUACCUGCCUUGGCAUUUGCGGUCUACACCGACAGACCUCAGGGAGGAACUAGUCUGAAAGAUGGACAAAUUGAGUUGAUGGUACAUCGACGGCUCGUCAGAGAUGACAAUCUGGGUGUGCACGAAAUUCUCAUGGAAAAUGGUAUUGGUGGAGAUGGCCUCAUUGUACGGGGACAACACUGGAUCCACUUGGACUUACAAUCAGUGGUACUCAACAGGGAUCGUGAGUUCGCAACAAGAGUGACCAAGCCACCAAUUAUCUUCUUCAACAAACGCCGCAGUUCCGCUCCGAUCGAUCCGCAUACUCUUAGUUGGUCCGGGCUGAACAGUUCACUUCCAUAUCAUAUACACCUUCUGAAUUUGGUUGCGUGGCCACUAACGGAAACCGAAAUUGAAAAGAAGCAACAACUUCUCAUCCGUCUUGAAAACUUUCAGAAAUCCUACACCAAAGGCCCACCUAUGCGACGCAGACCGUACCUUUUACAUUUAUCUUGGCUAUUCAGCCGAAUUCAUAUACAUAACUGCACUGAGCUUAACCUGACAGCAGAUCAGUCGAUAAAUUCCCCACUUACACAGCAAUUGCACUGGCCUGGCAGUGACCUGAAUGACCAGGCGACUGGGUCAAAUUCGAACGUGAUUCAGAGAAGACUGAAUGAAGUAACUUUGCGACUGCACCCGGAAACAAUUCACACAUUUCUAUGCGCUUUUCAGCGCACCUGAACCAACCAACUGACUUGACAGUUCAAGGACCGCAGAAAGGAAAUAUGGGGACUUUCAGUUACUGAUUUUCAUUUCAGUAGACAAGGUUGACUGCGCAAUACAGUAAUUGAUUUUGC
Opisthorchis viverrini is the source of this 3917-nucleotide messenger RNA. RefSeq lists its product as hypothetical. The coding region runs from base 1 to 3801 and encodes 1266 amino acids. Gene Ontology annotation, molecular function: carbohydrate binding; alpha-mannosidase activity. Gene Ontology annotation, cellular component: lysosome. Gene Ontology annotation, biological process: mannose metabolic process. The record is from RefSeq and is a predicted model, not a curated record. The transcript has 7 exons. NCBI's taxonomy places the organism in Eukaryota, Metazoa, Platyhelminthes, Trematoda, Opisthorchiida, Opisthorchiidae.